Acanthochromis polyacanthus (spiny chromis) is the source of this 2419-nucleotide messenger RNA. RefSeq names its product tripartite motif-containing protein 16-like. The record is from RefSeq and is a predicted model, not a curated record. NCBI's taxonomy places the organism in Eukaryota, Metazoa, Chordata, Actinopteri, Pomacentridae. The transcript has a single exon. The coding region runs from base 52 to 1731 and encodes 559 amino acids. Gene Ontology annotation, molecular function: zinc ion binding; protein binding.
UUCAGGAAGGAGGAAGUCAAACUCACACAGUCGCUGUUAGUGAGAGGAGAAAUGGCUGAGAAAGGAGUUCAGCUGGACCGAGAAAUAAUCUCUUGUUCCGUCUGUCUGGAUCUACUGACGGAUCCGGUGACUCUUUCCUGUGGACACAACUACUGCAUGAAGUGUAUUAAAGCCCACUGGGAUGGAGAGGAUGAGAAGAGAAUCUACAGCUGCCCUCAGUGUAGGCAGACCUUCACACCGAGGCCUGUCCUGAUGAAAAACACCAUGUUAGCAGAGUUAGUGGAGGAGCUGAAGAAGACUGGACUCCAAGCUGCUGCUGCUGAUCACUGCUAUGCUGGAGAUGAAGAUGUGUCCUGUGAUGUCUGCACUGGGAGGAAACUGAAAGCCUUCAAGUCCUGUUUAGUCUGUCUGGCCUCUUUCUGUGAGAAACACCUUCAGUUUCACUAUGAUUCACCUCCAUUCCAGAAACACAAGCUGGUGGAGCCCUCCAAGAACCUCCAGGAGAACAUCUGCUAUCUCCACGAUAAGGUGAAGAAGAUGUUCUGCCGCACUGAUCAGCAGUCUAUCUGCUAUCUCUGCUCUGUGGAUGAACAUAAAGGCCACGACACAGUCUCAGCUGCAGCAGAAAGGACGGAGAGGCAGAGAGAGCUGGAGGUGAGUCGACAAAACAUCCAGCAGAGAAUCCAGGACAGAGAGAAAGAUGUGAAGCUGCUCCAACAGCAGCUGGAGGCCAUCAAUGGCUCUGCUGAUAAAGCAGUGAAGGACAGUGAGGAGAUGUUCACCCACAUCAUCCAUCUGAUCCAGAAAACAAGCCGAGAUGUGGAGCAGCAGAUCAGAUCCCAGCAGGAGACUGAAGUGAGUGGAGUGGAAGAGCUGAAGGAGAAGCUGGAGCAGGAGAUCAGAGAUCUGAAGAGGAAAGACGCUGAGCUGAAGCAGCUCUCACACACAGAGGAUCACAACCAGUUUCUCCACAACUACCCCUCAGUGUCAGCACUCAGUGAGUCCACACACUCAUCCAGCAUCAACAUCUGUUCUCUGAGACACUUUGAGGAGGUGACAGCAGCUGUGUCAGAGCUCAGAGAUCAUCUACAGGACAUUGUGAGGGACACAUGGACAAAGAUCUCAGUGACAGGGACUCAACUGGAUGUUUCACUGUCAGAUUCACAAGCAGAGCCAAAGACCAGAGCUGGAUUCUUAAAAUAUUCACGUCAAAUCACUCUGGAUCCAAACACAGUGAACAAGUGGCUGAUAUUAUCUGAAGGGAAUAGGAAAGUAACAAAUAUGGCUAAACAACGGUCUUAUUCUGAUCAUCCAGACAGAUUCACUGGACGUUGUCAGGUCCUGAGUAGAGAGAGUCUGACUGGACGUUGUUACUGGGAGGUGGAGUGGAAAGGAGAUGGAGUUGAUGUAUCAGUCGCAUACAAGAAUAUCAGCAGAGCAGGAGGUGGAAAUGAAUGUAGAUUUGGAUGUAAUGACAAAUCUUGGGCAUUAGAUUGUUCCCCAAGUGGUUAUAAAUUUUGGUACAACAACAUCCAAACUCCCAUCUCAGGUCCUCAGUCCUCCAGAGUUGGAGUGUACCUGGAUCACAGUGCAGGUAUUCUGUCCUUCUACAGCGUCUCUGAAACCAUGACUCUCCUCCACAGAGUCCAGACCACAUUCACUCAGCAGAUACAUGCUGGACUCAGGAUUGGUUGCUUUAGAACAAGAGCUGAGUUGUGUGAAGUGAAGUAGACAGAGGUGACUGAAGGUGCAGUGAGUCUGAUUGUGUCUUUGACUCUUUCACUCAUUUAGUCUCCAUCAUUGUUGCUCACAGCUCAUUGUUGUUUUAUUUCUACACUGCACAGAGAUCAACUGUCAAUCAAACAGUGACUGUCAGCACUUGUUCAUCUUUUCAUUUCUUCUUCUGCUCAUCUUUGACUUUCUUCACUAAAAAUGACUUUCACUUUUCUUGAUGUUUCCAAUCCAGAUGUAGUUUGUGCUCUCAGUCAGUAAAGAGGAUUUAUUCCACAGAACCAACAAGUGGAAACUGUGAUUUGAUCCAGUUUGGGUGUGAAAAUGUAACAGUAAGUUACAUUUAAUGUUUUUCCUAAGUCUUGUUUUUGUUUUUCUUUCAUUUGAAUUCAUGUUUAUUCAAUCUCAUGUUAGUGAUGCAUUUAAUUAACCAGCUGAGGUGAUGGAAAACUCUGCUUUUUAUUCAAAUGUGUCUAAAUUUUCUUUGACAGAGAUACAUGUACAGAAUUUAUUGGUUUGGUGCUUCAUGGUUUAUUUUCGGGGGAAAUAUGAUUAUAUUUUAUUCCAAUCGAUCGUCAUUUUAUUCUACUGAUGUGGUAAUUUUUUUAUUUUGUUGGUUUGUUUUGUUUCUAGACUGUUGACAAAUUUGUGAUUCAGCUUCGUGUUAAUCUGCAAAUAAAUGACAAUA